This is a messenger RNA of Toxotes jaculatrix (banded archerfish), 4715 nucleotides long. RefSeq lists its product as uncharacterized. Bases 737 to 3124 code for a protein of 795 amino acids. NCBI's taxonomy places the organism in Eukaryota, Metazoa, Chordata, Actinopteri, Toxotidae. Gene Ontology annotation, biological process: regulation of transcription by RNA polymerase II. The transcript is spliced from 3 exons. The record is from RefSeq and is a predicted model, not a curated record.
CUGCUGCUCACCGGCAAUGAUACAGCAAACACGGACUCGUUUAAACGCCCUGAGAUGGACUUAACGAGCAUUUUUUAUCCCUACAAAGACGGAUAUUAUUUACAGACUGUUGCCUGUUGACAUCAAGGGAAGUUUGUUCCUUGCCAGGCACAUUUUUGUUUCGGUAUUAACGAGACUUGACGUCCGGGAGAGGAAUGGAUGCGACGACUGCUUUCCUGCGACAUUCACCGGCCAGCUAGGAAUCCUCUACAUUCACUUUGAAGACCACCUGAGUGCACCUAAAGUAGUAAAGGCUAGACUUAUUAAUGUAAUUGUAAACAGUAAUAACUGCAAAAUAAUCGCGAUUAGUGGUGAAAAGGUACACAAAGUUCUAGAAGACUGUGGCUAAUUGCUGCUGGAGACCCAAUACAGUUUUAAGCUAACCAACGGCUAGCCAAAUUUCGCAUUAUUUGUUUUUUUAUUUGCUUAAUUUAAUACAGUGUUGUUUUAUCUUUCUGAAGGUGGAUUAAUAUUUGAGUUAAGUAGAAGAAUACUACUUAUAAGCUAGCGUUUCUGCCUAACUAGCUCGGAACAUUAAGCUUGAUUUUUAAAGGACAUAAAUCAUCUGACUUCUCACUUAUGGCUCGUUAGUAUCGCGGUACUGCAGCUGACCCAGCUAUCUAGCAUCUGUGUUGGCUAGUAGGUAGUUCAGACAGCCACCAGCCACUUCUUGGACUUUAACUCUUUGACGGCAAAGAUGCACCACCAGGACUUUUCUGGAGACCCGCCAGGGACCGGGAGCAGGAAAACGGCUUUCCACUACAGGAGGGGCAGCAGCGGUGCGUCUGCAGCCUCCGCUGCCGGGGGCAGUGGUGUCAGCACGGUUGACGAUAAUCCAACCCAGGCUGGAUCCUCUUCUCCCGGACUUCACCACCAGCCCCAGUCCCAAGUGGCUGGCGCUCAGGUGAAGAAGAAGAGUGGCUUCCAGAUAACAAGUGUCACCUCAGCUCAGAUAAAUGUGAGCGGUAACAACAGUUUAGCAGAUGACACUGAGAGCUAUGAUGAUAUGGAUGAGUCACACACUGAAGACCUCUCGUCCUCUGAAAUCCUGGAUGUUUCAGUGUCCAGGGCCACAGAUACAGGUGUGCCAGAGAGAAGCUCCUCUGAUGAGACACUGAACAGUCUCCAUGGGGUUGACACACCAGGACUUGUGUCUCCCAAUGAGCCUCUUCACCCCCAUUCCAUCCCUCAGGGGUCUCAGCAGCACACUUCUUUGGUAAAUGGGACUAUGCAUCAUUAUUAUUCUCAGCAACACAGCCAGUCCCGCCAUCAUCACUCUGAUAGCUUUGGAGGAGGUGAAACCCCAUUGCCAGCUCUUCCCAUUGCUCCCCUGGCUAGCUCCAGCCCAGCUAUGGCUUCCAAAGCUGGGCCGAGCCAGUCCCAGAGGGCACCAGUGUCGGAUAACACUAAACCUGCAGGUGGGACAGCCCAACCAUUAGCUCCUACUGUUGUUGGGACAGCCACUGACCCACAUCUACAGGGCAGUGUGAACAUUUCUAAUGUGUCUGCUGUCACAGCUGCUGCAGCUCCUCCUCCUGGACCCACAGGUUUUGACAACACUAGUGUGAGUGGGCAAGUAGCUUCUGUUGGAGGAGGAACAGGCCCAUCAGCUGCUGUCUCCAGCAGUCAGCCCCAGCACACUCAGACCCAGACAGCUACUGGCUCUCGUUUUAGGGUAGUCAAGCUAGAUACUAACUCUGAACCUUUCCGCAAAGGAAGAUGGACAUGCACAGAGUAUUAUGAAAAGGAGAUUCCUCAUCCAGCGACGUCCGAGGCACCAAAAUGUGCAGAGUUGGCUGCAGAGACUGAGGCAGUUAACGCUGGGAUUGGCCCAGGAAUACCUGCUGUACAGCCACCUCACACACUGCAGGCCUAUCAGCCCCCGAGCCAGGACUUCACUAGUCCACAAGCCAUGCAGAGCCCACCACAAGGACUGGUCCAGACCGCUCCUCUGACCUAUGUUUCACCCCAGGAGGUUGUUGGUGGAGCUCACAUGCCAAAACCAGUGGCCCCUGUCACUCUCCCUCCAGCAACACCACAGGCCAGUGUAAAUCAGCCUACCCCUGUGAUUCCCCAGCAGUUGCCCUAUGCUGUGGAUCCCCACCAGGCUCAAAGCCAGGGAGGUUACCCUGCACCCCAGCUCCAUGCAGGGGUCAUGACCCAAGGAAAUGUCCGUCAGCCAGACUUCAUCCAGCCCACGGCUCCGUUCCAGACCCAGGUCCAGCCUCCGCUGCCACAUGUUACAACAGCAGUCUCGAUAACACCAGUGCCAGGGGGCACGGCACAGCCACCGGUCAGCAUCAGUCAGCAGCUGCCGCAUCAAGGUCAGGCAGCCCCACCUGCUUCAGCAACCUUUGUUGCAGGACAGCCACAGACUCUCCCAUCUCAGCCCCUGCCUCACCCACAGCCACAGGUCCAAGCCCCUUCCACUGCCACAGUCCCAGUAGCACCCACACAUGGGACCCCCUACAUGCCCUUGACUGCACUGCAAGCUGACCUCCAGCCCCUCCUCACCCCAGGCGCGACCUUUACCCAACUUCCUCCAAAAACCUCCCAGCUGGAGGACGCCCAGAAGCUUCUGCUCCAGCACCAAGGUCUGCUGGGUCUGCCCAGGCUGGGGGUGGCAGGUGGGGAGGGGGCUGCGGAGACCAGCGGUGCUGCUGGAACACUGGCCCACAUGGGGAUGUCUGCAGAGGCCAGUGCCUUCAUGGCUGCCGCUACUGCAGGCCUCAGGACUCAGCAUGCUGAAGGAGAGGAGGACAGCUCUUCGGGUGCAAGUGUGGUGGCCAUUGACAACAAGAUUGAACAAGCAAUGGACCUGGUGAAGAGCCACCUGAUGUAUGCCGUGCGCGAGGAGGUGGAGGUGCUGAAGGAGCAGAUCAAGGAGCUGAUCGAGCGCAACACUCAGCUGGAGCAGGAGAACAACCUGCUCAAGACCCUGGCCAGCCCCGAGCAGAUGGCCCAGUUCCAGGCGCAGGUCCAGACCGGCGGCUCCCCGACCAGCACCGUCCAGCCUCCGGUCCCGGUCCCCGCUGGAUCGACGCAAAUCCUCCCCUCCACACAGAACUCCGGUUCGUCUGCUUAAUACAGAAACCGCACACUGGAGAGCCCCUGAGAAUGAAAGACAGGGGGGAUGGAAGGAAGAAGAUGAGGAGGAAGGAGUCUUGCCAUACUGUGAACUGAUUCUAGCAUCAAGACCGACUAUGCCGCCGUCUCAAGGACACUUCAACUUUACCGGAGGACGAAAAACAACUUUCCUUUGUUGCACAUUUUAUUUAACUGAAAGACUCUGGAGUUGCACCGGCGUGUGUGUGUGUCCACUUUGUCUCCGACUUUUGUUUUUGUGCUUCAGACAAUCGUUGUUGUCGUGCUGGUCGUCAUGGUGAAGAUGAAGAGAAGGACAGAGCUGACAGGAACUUGACGGUCGACCCUUACGUUGUCCAGGGCCGCCAGAGGAGGGAGGAGCUAACAUAGGGCUCGGCCAAUCAGGGGAGCACACAGCAUGCUCUUGUCAGUGCUGUCGAAUCCCUCGCAGUGCGACCUGCUAAAAGUGUGCCAUCGUCUCGCCCCCGCCCCACCUCAACGCAGCGCUGUCCAUCUGCACAGUUUUGUACUCAGCAUCUGCGCGUUCUACAUUUCUUUUUUUUUUUUCCAUUCGCACUUUUUUCAGACGAUGUUCAACAGUGGACAAACCUUAAAGAUUUGUACGACCCAUCUGGAAUGGGAAUCCAAUAAUCCAGCUGACUUUUCUCUGAGUCUCAAUCUUUACAGCACCUGAGGACGACAAGAGGUCUUGCUUUUCUGGUUUGGGAGGGGGGCGGGGGUUAUAAAAAAAUGAUGAAUAUAUUAGUUGCGUCUCAUUGUUCACUUUGAGAACUCUGUGUUCUUCUCGAGGUUCACGUUGCCGUCCCCGCCCUUAACGCACUCUCCCCCUUCAUGGAUGGAGCAUUAAACAUUUAUGCAGGGAAUCAAUGUUUUCAGAGAGGGCCGGGAAGGGUUUGGGAUUGUUUUUUGUUGGGAUUAUUUUUUCUCUCUCCUUGAUGUAACAAAUGUCCUACUGGUCUGUAAAAAGAAAUAACAGAAAGGCGAAUAAAUAGGACAUGACUGUUUCUAGGUAGUGAACUUUGUACAUACGAAAAAUUUCCAGUUAAACUCUGCCAAGUGCCUGGUUUCUAACCAUAGAUACAUAUAUAAAAGCUUUUUUUAGUUGUUUUAUUCAUAUAUUUGUAUAUAUAAAUAUAUAUAUAUAUCUAUGGUUUUGCCAGGUUUUGAAAUACCUGUGAUGUCAUUACUCAGGUUGGGACCAGAAGAGGAUUAUUUACCUCGACACUAAGAUGCUGUCUCUCCUGCAGUGACACACGGCCUCGUACUGUACAUGAACUCUCCUCUGCCAUCGCUUAAAACUCACUCGCUCAAAUGAUCUGGACUGUUUUUACCAUUUGGGGACGUGUGUAGUUGUUUUUGUUUUUUUUAAAUGAAUGACAGUUUUGUUUUUCGUUUUAUUUUUUUCCUUCUUUUCUUUUUUUUUUUUUUUUUUGUCUUUUGUACAGCCAAGUGUUUGGAGUUGCUCGUAGUGCAACCGGAGCGCUGAACACAAUAAUUAUGAGACACUUGAUGAAAAAAAAAAAAAAAGAAGAAGAAAAAAAAACAGGAAAUGCCUAGCAGAAGUAUGUUGA